Molecule: messenger RNA, 540 nt
Organism: Drosophila rhopaloa
Lineage: Eukaryota; Metazoa; Arthropoda; Insecta; Diptera; Drosophilidae
Exons: 4
Coding region: 1-540 (179 amino acids)
Source: RefSeq, a predicted model, not a curated record
AUGUUCGCAAAGCUAACUUUUUUGUUUCGUUUACUAAUGCUGUCAUUAAUAAUAGAAGAGAUUACUUCUCGGGUGGAGAUUACUAACUUAAAGUGUAAGACCGUAAAUAAGGACCUUGCCGAAUUUGAAUAUUGCAGUAUAAAGGCGAUAAACCGUACCUACAAAUACGUCUCGGGAAAGUUUAAGCAUUAUAAACUUCCAAUUAAGAGAAUCAAGGUUAAUUUUGGUCUGUACAAACGGUUUAAUGGAUACAAGCCCUUCCUUUACAAUCAAACUGUAGAUGCAUGCCUUUUUUUGAAAAAUCAGAAGUCAAAUCCUGUCGCUAAGUAUUUUUACGACUUUCUUAAGGGAGUCUCGAACUUGAACCAUACGUGUCCAUAUAAUCAUGAUGUUGUUAUCGAAAAACUUUCCACGGACAUCAUGAAUUACCAUCUUACGAAGGUACUAGCCUACCCUGAAGGCGAUUACUUAUUGGAGACGCAUUGGACUUUGAAUGACAUACGUUCCGCCGUAAUCCAAUUGUACGUGUCGGUUUUCUGA